CCCCCGCUGCCGCUGCCCGCGCCGCAGCCGAGGCCUCGCCGCAGAGCGAGGAGGAGGCGCCGGGAGCGCCCUGAGCCGCUGCCGCCCCGCCGGGCCCCCGAGGGAAGACGCUCGCCGGCAGCCAUGGAGCUGGCGGACGGCGUGGUGUACCAGGAGGACCCGGGCGGCCCCGGCCCCGCCAUGAUGUCGGAGCGGGUGUCCGGGCUGGCAGGCUCCAUCUACCGCGAAUUCGAGCGGCUCAUCGGGCGCUACGACGAGGAGGUGGUGGCCGAACUAAUGCCGCUGGUGGUGGCCGUCCUGGAGAACCUGGACUCGGUGUGCGCACACAGCCAGGAGACCAGCGUAGAGCUGGAGCUGCUGCGGGACGACAACGAGCAGCUCCUCACACAGUACGAGCGGGAGAAGGCGCUGCGCAAGCAGGCCGAGGAGAAAUUCAUCGAGUUUGAAGAUUCCCAGGAACAAGAGAAGAAGGACUUGCAGACCAGAGUGGAAGCUUUGGAAUCUCAGACUCGGCAGCUUGAGCUGAAAGCCAAGAACUACGCUGACCAAAUUAGCAGACUUGAGGAGAGGGAAGCAGAGCUGAAGAAAGAAUACAAUGCACUUCAUUCAAGACACACAGAGAUGAUUCACAAUUACAUGGAGCACUUGGAAAGAACCAAACUUCAUCAGCUGUCGGGGGGUGAUCAGCUAGAAUCCACCACACACAGCAGGAUUAGAAAGGAGCGCCCCAUAUCUCUGGGCAUCUUCCCCUUGCCUCCAGGAGAUGUCCUGCUGACCCCUGAGGCCCAGCGUGAGGCGGGGGAGACGCCCGGGUCGGAGCACUGGAAGUUCCAGGAGCUGAGCCAGCCGCGCUCCCACACCAGCCUGAAGGAUGAGCUCUCUGACGUUAGCCAAGCAGGCUCAAAGUCUACUACUCCAGCAUCCACAGCCCCUGCAGACGUCCCUGUGCUGCCUGCUGAGACGCCUCUCAGGGAGGACGUGGAAGGGCCUGCCAGGAACACAGAAGUGCUGAACGAGAGGCCGGACGCAGGCAAGAACAUUGAGGUGCAGGUAGCUCAAGAGACAAGAAAUGUAUCCACGGGUGGAAAUGAAAAUGAAGAAAAAUCUGAAGUUCAGGCAAUCAUUGAGUCAACUCCAGAGCUGGAUAUGGAUAAAGACCUCAGUGGGUAUAAGGGCUCCAGCACUCCUACCAAAGGCAUAGAGAACAAAGCCUUUGACCGUAACACAGAGUCACUCUUUGAGGAGCUGUCAUCUGCUGGUUCUGGCCUAAUUGGAGAUGUGGAUGAAGGUGCAGAUUUACUGGGGGAGUAUUCUGGAAUGGGGCGUGAGGUUGAGAACCUGAUUUUGGAGAACACUCAGCUGCUGGAGACAAAAAAUGCCCUGAAUGUUGUGAAGAAUGACCUGAUAGCAAGGGUGGAUGAGUUGACCUGUGAGAAGGAUGUGCUGCAGGGUGAGCUGGAGGCUGUGAAACAAGCAAAGCAGAAGCUUGAGGAGAAGAACAAGGAGCUGGAAGAAGAGCUGAGGAAGGCUCGUGCAGAAGCAGAGGAAGCAAGGCAGAAGGCCAAGGAGGAGGAUGAUAGCGAUGUGCCCACGGCCCAGCGGAAGCGCUUCACCCGUGUGGAGAUGGCCAGGGUCCUGAUGGAGAGGAACCAGUACAAGGAGAGGCUGAUGGAGCUCCAGGAGGCUGUCAGAUGGACAGAGAUGAUAAGAGCAUCUAGAGAGAACCCAGCCAUGCAGGAAAAGAAGAGGUCAAGCAUCUGGCAGUUUUUUAGCAGACUCUUCAGUUCCUCAAGCAAUACAGCUAAGAAACCAGAACCUCCUGUCAACGUGAAAUACAAUGCUCCAACCUCACACAUUACUCCAUCAGUCAAGAAAAGAAGCAGCACCUUAUCUCAGCUCCCAAGUGACAAAUCUAAAGCCUUUGAAUUCCUCAGUGAAGAGACAGAAGCCAGCCUGGCAUCGCGCCGGGAGCAGAAGCGGGAGCAGUACCGCCAGGUGAAGGCUCACGUGCAGAAGGAGGAUGGCAGGGUGCAGGCAUUUGGCUGGAGUCUACCUCAGAAGUACAAACAGGUGGCAAAUGGUGGCCAGGGUGAGAAUAAGAUGAAGAACUUGCCUGUACCUGUUUACCUGAGACCUUUAGAUGAGAAGGAUACUUCUAUGAAGCUGUGGUGUGCUGUAGGGGUGAACCUCUCAGGAGGGAAGACACGAGAUGGUGGCUCUGUGGUUGGUGCCAGUGUGUUCUACAAUGACGUGACUGGGGCUGACGCGGAGGGGAGCAAGCAGCAAACAGGAUCGCAGAGCAGCUUAGACAGACUAGACCAGGAGCUCAAGGACCAGCAGAAGGAGCUGAAAAAUCAGGAGGAGUUAUCUAGCCUGGUUUGGAUCUGUACUAGCACACAUUCUGCCACAAAAGUGAUCAUCAUUGAUGCCAACCAGCCAGGGAACAUCUUGGACAGUUUCAUUGUCUGCAACUCUCACGUGCUUUGCAUUGCCAGUGUCCCAGGGGCAAGGGAAACAGACUAUCCUGCAGGAGAAGAGGGGUCUCAAGAAGCAGACCCCAGUCAAGUGGACAAGUCCUCUCUGUGUGGGAGCAUGACCAGCAACAGCUCUGCAGACACAGACAGCUUGCUGGGAGGGAUCACAGUGGUUGGCUGCACUGCAGAGGGUGUCACAGGAGCACCUGCAGCUCACGAUGCCGACGGGGGCUCACCGGUGGCAGACAAACAGCCAGAUAUUGCAACUGAAAAUAAUGCAGUAGAGGAGAACAUUCCAACAGCAGAGGAGGCAACAGAAGCAACAGAGGUCAGUGCAGGAACAGGAGAAGAUGCAGCUGAUAUUGCACAAACUGGAGUCUACACAGAGCAUGUCUUCACAGACCCUCUGGGAGUGCAGCACACAGCUGAGGCCUCUCCAGUCUACCAGCCUAGUACUGAGUCAGAGCUGUACAAAGAUGUUGCAGUGUUGCCAAACGAGCAGGAUCUGGUGAGAGAAGAAGCACAGAAGAUGAGCAGCCUUCUGCCCACGAUGUGGCUUGGGGCACAGAACGGAUGCCUGUAUGUUCAUUCGUCAGUGGCCCAGUGGAGGAAAUGUGUUCAUGCCAUUAAACUUAAAGAUUCUAUUCUCAGUAUUGUACAUGUCAAAGGAAUAGUUUUAGUUGCACUAGCUGAUGGAACUCUAGCAAUAUUCCACCGUGGAGUCGAUGGUCAGUGGGAUCUGACCAACUACCACCUGCUGGACCUGGGCCGGCCACAUCACUCCAUACGCUGCAUGACCGUGGUGCACGACAAGGUCUGGUGUGGCUACAGGAACAAAAUCUAUGUUGUUCAACCAAAGGCCAUGAAGAUAGAGAAGUCCUUUGAUGCACACCCAAGGAGAGAGAGCCAAGUGAGGCAGCUGGCCUGGGUGGGGGAUGGGGUGUGGGUGUCCAUUCGCCUGGACUCCACCCUGCGCCUCUACCAUGCACACACCUACCAGCACCUGCAGGACGUGGACAUUGAGCCUUAUGUCAGCAAAAUGCUAGGUACUGGUAAACUGGGAUUCUCUUUUGUGAGAAUCACAGCUCUUAUGGUGUCUUGUAAUCGUUUAUGGGUAGGAACAGGAAAUGGUGUCAUCAUCUCCAUUCCAUUAACAGAAACUGUAAUCCUCCACCAGGGACGUUUACUGGGGCUGAGGGCCAACAAGGUGGCGGCCGGCGGGCGGCCCGGCAGCGUCAUCCGCGUCUACGGCGACGAGAACAGCGACAAGGUCACCCCUGGCACCUUCAUCCCCUACUGCUCCAUGGCACAUGCACAGCUCUGCUUCCAUGGGCACCGUGACGCCGUCAAGUUCUUCGUGGCAGUGCCUGGUCAAGUUGUCUGCCCACAAAGUAGUGGUGGAACAGAGCUAACAGCUGAUAAACCAGCCCAAGAGUCCUUCAACCAGAGUCCCUUAAAAUCAAUGUUGGUGAUCAGUGGUGGAGAAGGGUACAUCGACUUCAGAAUGGGUGAUGAAGGUGGAGAAUCUGAACUCCUUGGAGAAGCUCUACAAAUUGAACCUUCUGUAGCCAAAGCUGAGAGAAGUCACUUGAUAGUGUGGCAAGUCCUGUGUGGCAGUGAGUGAGCCUGUAGGAUGCAGCUGGAGACCUUAGAAAAGACAAAAAAGCUUCUGCAUGUUUUUUAAUUUGUGAACCCUGUUUCACUCCAUGAUGUUGGAGCCUUUCUUUGCUGUUUAACUCUCUAUUGCAAACCUGUCAUACCCUUAACUGCAGGAAUUAGCUUUGUGCUGUUUUACUGCACCUGUGUUCCAUGGACGGUGUCAGGAGGUCAGACCUGGCCCACGCCUUGGUGAGCAGCUGAGACCUGUGGUGUGCUGUGCCACAGCAGCCAGUGGAGUGCACUUGAGUCCAGCUUUGUUGCAGCUGCAUUCCACUGGACAGUGCUUAGAGUAAAACAGCAAAGUUGUUCCCAGAGCAGUAGGAAAUGGGCACGUUCUGAGAUGGAUUAAGGCUCAUCCAGAUGCUGGGUGAGGGCUGAAGCAAGCUGUGAGCUGCAGCUCGCCCAGUGUCUGCAGGCUAAUUGGUUCCAGCAGCAGCAGCUGGGGGGCAGAGGGAGUUGUACAGGACUGACAAUGUUUAAAUAAAAUCAGAGAUUUUCACUGUGGACCUUUGCAGCCUGGGAGCUGCUGCCCUCAGCACUGAGCAAUGUUGAGCAGUGGGUUUCCAUGUCCCUGACACAGAGCAACUUGGUUCCCAAGGGUUAUUCUUGGAUGGUUUAAAUGGAAGCCAACUGUCAGAUUCUUGAUCAGGGGAUGCCUUUUGUUCUGUUCUUGUCUGAACUCCCUUUGUCCUGAGCACCAGAAUGAUCUUCUCUGCCUGAUCUUCUCUGGUCAAACUCAUGAGGCACUACACGUGUGAAGGUUGGAGACCUCGAUUAGAGCAUGAGAAAAGACUGAAGGGUGUACAGGAGAAACACAUUCUGCCCAAGUGAGGCUGUGAGGAGCUUGAGUGCCAGGGAAUUAAGUACAAAAUGUAUUUUUUUGUAGCCCCAUACCCCAUUGAGUGUAAAAAGAAAAAACAUAAACCAUUUUUCAGCAGCGUCUGCAGGUAGCAGAGUCCCUCGGUGCAGCUGGGGAGGCUCUGCUCUCAGGCUGCCCAUCUCUACUCACCAGCUAUUUUUGUACCCACGAGUGUGAGCUGGAGGUGUCUUCCUUUUGGGUUUACAUCAGCAUCACACAGCGCUAAGCACUUCUUGCUUUCUGUGCUUCAGGAGGUUUUAAACCCCAGAUCUGCUCGCUCAUUUCUCUCUGGAAGAUGGAAGCUUUGGGCUGCUGUCAGGAACAUCUGGCACUUAGCCCCAAAGGGCGGGACUGCUCUGCUCAGAGCAGAGAGGGGGCAGGAGGAAGAG
Messenger RNA from Dryobates pubescens (Downy woodpecker), 5381 nucleotides. RefSeq names its product sperm associated antigen 9 (gene SPAG9). The transcript is spliced from 31 exons. Gene Ontology annotation, biological process: vesicle-mediated transport. Gene Ontology annotation, cellular component: cytoplasm. NCBI's taxonomy places the organism in Eukaryota, Metazoa, Chordata, Aves, Piciformes, Picidae. The coding region runs from base 124 to 4098 and encodes 1324 amino acids. The record is from RefSeq and is a predicted model, not a curated record. Gene Ontology annotation, molecular function: kinesin binding; JUN kinase binding; signaling receptor complex adaptor activity.